AUGGAUGACAUAUGCUUUGGUUCUCACUCUGAAAGACAGAGAAAACACUUCACCCGAGAUCAUUGGUGUUGCCUUGACCAUUCUUUUACUUCUCUUCCUCUCUUCGUUGGCAACAUUCCCUCUUGUGCGCCAUCUCCAUCACAAUGUUUUCGAAAGACUCACCGGUUUGCUGGGUGGUCUGCUCUUCUUCUCCUCUGGGCCUUCAUCAUCCUCACAAUCUCUUAUGACCCCAAAACCAAGUCCUAUAGCAAUGACCUUGGGUCUAGGUUGAUAAAGCAACAAGAAUUCUGGUACACAACUGCCAUUACAAUAACAAUAAUCAUGCCAUGGAUGACAGUGAGACGUGUGCCGGUUAAAGUAUCUUCCCCGUCAGGCCAUGCCUCCAUUAUCAAGUUUGAAGGAGGAGUGAAAGGUGGUAUAUUGGGAAGGAUUAUUCCAUCACCCUUGCCCAAAUGGCACGCCUUUGGGAUCAUUUCUGAUGGGAAGAAACAACACAUGAUGCUCGCUGGUGCCGUUGGUGAUUUCACCAAAUCCUUGGUAUCAAACCCACCGAGCCAUUUAUGGGCGAGGCAUGUGCACUUUGCUGGUCUGCCUUACCUGGUGAACAUGUAUGAUAGGGUUUUGGUGGUGGCAACAGGGUCAGGUAUUUGUGUGUUUCUCUCUUUCCUGUUGCAGCCAUGUUCAGCUGAUGUUUGCGUGCUCUGGGUGGCCAAAGGAAUUGAACAAAACUUUGGAAAGGAGAUUAAAGAGAUGAUGAGUGGGCAUCCUAAAGACAAGGUAAUUGUCCUUGAGACUGCGGUGCUUGGUCGGCCGAACAUGUCAAAAAUGAGCGUGGAUGCAACAAGAAACUGGGGAGCUCAGGUGGUGAUUGUAACUAGUAAUCCAGAAGGGAGCAGGGAUGUUGUCGAUGCAUGCAAUGUUUCUGGCAUUCCUGCCUUUGGUCCCAUUUGGGACUCUUAA
This is a messenger RNA of Ilex paraguariensis (yerba mate), 960 nucleotides long. The record is from the annotation of a GenBank genome assembly. Lineage: Eukaryota; Viridiplantae; Streptophyta; Magnoliopsida; Aquifoliales; Aquifoliaceae.